AUCCUGAGAUCAAGUCAUCCCCUAUAGCGUCAGCACCACCAUACCCAUGGCACCAGCAUCGACCCGAAGAACAAGGACCAGCAACUCCAGGUCCCGCAAAGGAUGCAUAACCUGCAAGAUCCGCCACGUCAAGUGUGGAGAAGAGAAGCCCGCGUGCAGCCAGUGCACACGCUCCGGGCGCAAAUGCGACGGCUACACCGAAGCGUCACAGACGCAACUUCGCCAAGCCCUCAUCCAGUCCACGCCUUGGGGCCAGGGCUUGAGCCCGAAUUCGGAUCAGAGGAUUGUGCUCGUGCCAGGUACGCGGGAGGAGCGGCAAUAUGUGCAGUUCUUUUGCACGCAGACCGCGCCUGCGCUGUCGGGCUUCUUCCCGUCGCAGUUCUGGAGCCAAUUCCUCCCGCAACUCAGUCACCGCAACCAGGCGGUCCGGCAUGCCGUUGCCGCUGUCGGAUCGCUACAUCAGCGUCAACUGGCAGGCUGGUUUGAGCCUGCACAUGCGAUUGAUGAGUUCACGCUGCAACAGUACAACAAAGCUAUCCAACAAUUUCUACGGCAGAUCGGAGACCCGAAAGAGGGGGGCUUUGACUUGAUGCUCACCCAAUGCCUCUUGUUCGUCUGUCUCGAGAUGCUCCAGGGAAAUUCCAGGCAAGCGAUGAAUCACGUUCAAGGCGGCCUGGACAUCCUCUCAAGGCAGACUACCGCGUUGGAUACCAUCAAUAAAGACCUGUUCCAAUUCUUUUGCCGACAGAACAAUCAGUUGUCGUACUUUGGUCGACCGCUCAUGCCAGCGCUGGACAUACGAUCGCCCGACUCUUCCCCCCUCCGAUCGAGUAAAAACCUCAGUUUUGACCAUAUAGACCAAGCGAGGGAUUACCUGACGAGCAUGAUUACUCGGUGCUUGUCCUUUGUCCGUUUCGCCCAGCGUCACGUCCUGGCCAACCCACCGCAACCGCUCUAUCCGGAACAUUUCCAUCAGCAAGGGGCCCUACUAGGCGAGUGCCAUGCAUGGUUCCAGGCCUUCGAGACACUGCGGAAAAAGCCCGCCAAGGCCAGCGGGAUCCUCGAUCCGCGGGCGCCCUUGUCCAUGGCAUGCCAGUACCACACCGCGAUCACGUGGCUGAGCACCUGCACUUCUCUAGAUGAGAUGGUCUUGGACAAGUUCAUCCCGAACUUCGUAGCUAUUGUGUGUGCAGGUGAGAAGUUGGUGGAAAUUUGUGUUGGAGACGAACGCAGCUCGGCCGCGGAGCAGUUUUUUCUCGACGCAGAACUAAUACCAGUGCUUUACUGGACGGCUCAGCGGUGUCGACACCCGAUCCUGCGGCGCCGAGCUCUCGAUCUGUUAUCGAAAUAUCCAGCUCGGGAAGGCUUGUGGGACAAAGGGCUGCAUGUGGCGGUCGCGAGUCGUGUCAUGGAAUUGGAGGAGACGGGGCUCGAACAUCUGCCCGUCGCGCAGCGGACUUCACUGGCACGUCAGCGCAUACACGAUUCGUCGAUAGUAAGUGAACGGGAGUCACGGGCGAAUCCGUGCCUGGUGCUUUUUCGCUCUAAGCCUCAUGGCCUGGACGGGCCUUGGGAGCUUCGAUGGGAGAAUGUGGGCUGGUGAUGCGAGACAAGGCGUUCUCUCGAAGGAUCAACCCUGUCUAAAUAGAUCUACCUACACGACAUUUGCAGGGUUUGUCUGAAAAUUCUGUCCACAUGUUUCAUGCUGUCGUGGCCCCCACCGGGGUGAUGGGAUUACGAUGUGACCAAU
Aspergillus brunneoviolaceus CBS 621.78 is the source of this 1750-nucleotide messenger RNA. Its product is annotated as Zn(II)2Cys6 transcription factor. NCBI's taxonomy places the organism in Eukaryota, Fungi, Ascomycota, Eurotiomycetes, Eurotiales, Aspergillaceae. The record is from RefSeq and is a predicted model, not a curated record. The transcript is spliced from 2 exons. Gene Ontology annotation, molecular function: zinc ion binding; DNA-binding transcription factor activity, RNA polymerase II-specific. Gene Ontology annotation, biological process: regulation of DNA-templated transcription. Bases 47 to 1603 code for a protein of 518 amino acids.